Molecule: messenger RNA, 3888 nt
Organism: Meira miltonrushii
Lineage: Eukaryota; Fungi; Basidiomycota; Exobasidiomycetes; Exobasidiales; Brachybasidiaceae
Exons: 1
Coding region: 1-3888 (1295 amino acids)
Biological process (GO): cytoskeleton organization
Cellular component (GO): cytosol
Source: RefSeq, a predicted model, not a curated record
AUGCCUGCACAGCAGCAACAUCAACAGCAACAAUACGACAGUGGACAGCAACAGCAACAAAAUCAUGAUCAAGAUGGAAAUAAUCAACCAUCGCAAGGCCCAUUGGACGCAAUUACUUUAGGACAAUUGAGAAAUUUGAUCAAUGUUCAAAGACCAAAAGCACGCCAUUACUCCUACCCAACAGACGCAGAUUCAGAUUCGUUGCCCAUGGAAAUCGAUGAAUUUUACAGUUAUGUAGAAGCUCCACAGGUGACCGAGAAUCGUGAAGCAUGGGAGGAAUGGUGCGAGCUACUGUCAAAGGGAGAAGGCGGGAUCUCUUCUAAUCACUCAGCAGAAGCUUCAGAAAAGCCUUCAGAGACAUUUGGCGGCGCUUUAGGACUCGGUCUGGGCGAUGGAUCGCAGGGAGAUGAGCCCAAGGAUGCACCAAACCGAGAUCGAUCAGAGUCAGAAUGGACAUCCUUGCCCACCUCUAGCAGAAGGAAGCGCAUUCAAUCACUGCUUUCACUAUUGGAGGUGAAAGAUCCAGUCGCAAGACAGAGAGCUUCUAGAGCCCUUUUGUAUCUGCUACAAGGGAGCUUUGGUGAUACACAGGGUCCCGAACAUCAGUUGAGCUGGAUUUUGGAAAAUGCCCGAAUGGUGCGAGCGUCUGGAGGUCUAGGCGAAAUUUACAGCGCUUUCAAGAUUGCUAGCUGGAAGCAUGAUUGGCUCAGCUCUUUACCGGAUCAUAUCCCUUCCAGUGAAGCAGCCAAAGAAGGCGAGCCUGUCCCAGAACCCUUGCUUACUUGGCAAACCAAGUUGGAAUAUCUUGACGAAAUCAAUCUCGAAUUGGCUUUGCAUUUUGCACAACUGUACAUUCUAGUGGAAACACAACGAGGUGAAGAAGAAUGGGGAGACGAACUGAUGAGUCUGGAUCCACCAUUGCCGAUUUAUCUCUUUGGCUUGGUUGCAGCUUUACGGGAGAAGAACGCAAAAGGAUACCCCGUCAAGAAAUUGUUGCUGCUUCUAUGGAAGACUAUUUUGGCCACGUUUGGGGGACUGAAGCAGGCAUCUCGAUGCAAAGAACUUGCCAGAGAGCUAGAAGGCUUGCCGCCCAAACCACCACAGAAAACCGUUGGUCGACAGAAAGGUGUAGUGACAAAAGCCACUCCUCUCGAUUUGCAAACAUUCCAGGAUGAAGUUGCGGUCAAGUAUCCGACAUACUCCUCCGCUACACGAAAGCCUGGAGACUUGCCGUAUGACAAAAUUGCUUCGGCCGUUGCACCCAUUCCACCUCGUAAAACAAUGGCUUCGACAGGUGAUGUCAAUGGUGCGAAUGGAGCGGCAGGCUUCCCCGGUACGCCGGCCCCUUCACCUCCUCCAUCGCCCAAGCCUAAUAAGCAAAAGUAUCAAACAGACCAAAGUCGACCAUUUGUCUUUCCGUAUAGCAAAUCAGUUCAAGGUCCUCGUAUGGUGCCUUACUCCAUCGAAGAAGCAAGUAAGCUAUACAGAGAGAAUAUGUAUGUGAGCCUGGAAUUAUGGCAACUGUGGCGUUUGCGAGAAGAAUGCAUACACGAGGAAUCGGGCGUUGCAAGUGCUGCUGAUGGAUCUAGGAUGGGCUUUGGAUCAUGGGAGAAAGAAAUGCGACGGAUCGAGACGAGCAUACACGAAGGUGCCUCAUCUCAAGGAAGCAGAAGUCCAACAUUUACGGAUGGAGCAAGUUUCACUGCCGGACAAGGACCUGGUGGUAUGGGCGGUCAGCCAAACCAAAACUCCUUCAGAUCCCGCGGAGAGCCAACGUUGGACAGAUUAGAAGCAUUGGAGAGAGAACUUGAUGCAGAAUUAAGCCGUGUCGAAAGCGAUCACAUGUUGGCAGUUUUGGACAAUUCCCGUUAUAUAAAUACCAUCUCAUCUUUGCGUCAGAAACGUGCUGAUGCACGUCGAUUGCAAAGGGUUGAUAUUCUUUAUCGAGCUGUUUUGCCGCAUCUUCAGAGCAGUGUAAUUGUUCUGCUCAAACUACUAUUGGCCACCGUCACGCAGCAGAAUAGCACAAAUAGCCCUUACUUCCAAGCAUUGGCAGAUGGAAUUGCUAUCGAAGACGCACCUCCUCCGACUUUGGAAGAUAUCGAUAUCGUUCGUCAUCGAGAGAUCACCUCGAAGGCUAUCAGUGGUAUCCUAUUGUUGCUUUUGAAAUGGUUCAAGGUAAGCCAUAUCAUGAAAUUCAACUUCUUGUCGCAAUUGUUGGUUGAUAGCAACUGCUUAUUGUUGAUCUUGAAGAUGUUUGGCUUGACAGAGAUCAACAAUCAGGUCAAAGUUGUCAACGAGAUUCCAAAUUUCAACUUUUUCCGAUUCUGCGAAUUAAAUUGCGGUCAGGAGCCUAGGAAGCCAAAGCCAGAGGAUACAGUGAUGGCCAAGCAGCCUUUCGAAGGUCUACCCAGUCCGCCGAUGGGAUUGACGCAUCUAAACUCCACUAUCGAAGACGUUGAAUUCAUGGAUCGUUACUCGUUCAGAAACUUCUUUGCAGGAUUGAACUUUACUCGUAUCCUGCAAAAGCUGACGAAACGCAAAAUCCACAGAAUCCUACUAUUGGUUCAAUACAAGAGUAGUGCGAUCCUUAAACGUACACUCAAAGUACCACAUCCUGACCUACAGCUGUAUGCACUCAAGGUGAUCAAAAAUCAAGUGCCUUUCUGUGGACGUAAAUGGAGACAAGCAAACAUGAAAGUCAUCACGGCAAUCUACUUGAAUUGUAGGCCAGACUUGCGUGAUGAAUGGCUGAGCGGCGCAGAUAUCGAUGGUGAUGUGGAAGAGAGUUUACCGCAAGAGCAAGCUUUGAGAGGUUUGGUGAAAUAUUAUAAUCAAUCACGCAUUGGCUCGCCGUCCAGUCAUGCAAACGGCUUGACUGGCCAACAAGGAAGCCAAUCAGGGCAUGGUCAUAAACGAUCCAUCAGUACAGGUAUCAAUGCAGGUCAAUUGCCAGACGGUCUGGCCGGUGACGCUCAGUCAAAUGCAGCCUUUUUCAAUGCUGCAGGAGCGGGUGGUAAUGUGAACGCAGGUCAUACUCAACCGACGAUGCCUGCUUCACCUUCUGCACUCAACCGACCCAAUUUGAACUUCUUUGAGAGUGAGACUUUACCGCCUUUGCGUAGAGGAGCAGAAACAACGGCUGGCACUCGUCGUUACAUUCCUGAUGAUCUUUUGGACGGAUACCUAGAUGAUUAUGAGGACAUUCUUGGUGAAGUGUUUGGAGAAGGAGAUUCAUCCAUCGUUGGCAAUACGGCAAAUAGUAUGGGAGGUCAAGAUGAAGAUGGACAAUGGCACGGAUUGAGUAAUGAAGGCAGUCAAGCAGCAUGGGCACGAUUGAAUGAAAUCUUGGGAGACAAUGAAUCCAUUCCUGAUUCUGAAAGUGUUCAUUCUUUAGGCUCUUACGGUGAAGGAGCAGAAGGCGGACGUGAAGGUAUAGAAGGCGAAAGAAUGAAAUCUCCCGAGAUGGCUAUUCGAAGAAGAGAAUUGGAAGAAGAUGAAUUGGAAAAUGGUGCGCAAACAUGGGAAUCUUUAAGUCCGAUUGCGAUCAACACUCUAUCAUCUUCUAGACCUUCUACGCCAGGCUCACCACAUCAUAGUAGGAGGAGAUCGAGUAAUGAUGGUAGUCCGGGAAUGUUGCUGGACAGUACAGACCUGUCCAAUUCAGGUCUGGGCCUUCGAAAAGGAUCCGACUCUAGCCCUUUGAGGCCGGUCAUGAGCUUUGGACCAGAGAUCCUGAACGAUGAUGCAGAGCAAGGCAGCGAUCCAAUCCUCGCUGGUGUGGCAAUUGACGAUGAAGAGGAAGAAGAAGAUUUGAUUGGUACAAAUCAAAGACCUGAGCCAAAAGCAGGAGGCAUUGAUGAAGUGGAACAUGUAUGGAAUGUAUGA